Naegleria fowleri is the source of this 2721-nucleotide messenger RNA. RefSeq lists its product as uncharacterized. Bases 1 to 2721 code for a protein of 906 amino acids. Gene Ontology annotation, molecular function: 3',5'-cyclic-nucleotide phosphodiesterase activity. Lineage: Eukaryota; Heterolobosea; Eutetramitea; Acrasida; Naegleriidae. The transcript has a single exon. The record is from RefSeq and is a predicted model, not a curated record. Gene Ontology annotation, biological process: signal transduction.
AUGGGAAGUGGUGCUUCAAGAACCUCCAACCACUUUAAACCACAACAACAUCAUCAACACCAACACCAACACCACAACAAUAUCAACAAUAAUGAGGACAAUCACUCGCUAAUGAUCAUGGACAAUGAAUCAAAAAUUGAACUCGUCAUUGAGGGGGUUCCAAGCACACCUCAGAGUGGAAUCUUCCGAAGUAUUGCAUCAUCAUCAACACCACAACACUAUCAACAACAACAACAACAAUACCUCUCACAAGCUCCCCCCACAAGCUAUUCACUUUCGGUGAGCAGUAGCAGGAGACAAUCCCUUAAACCAACGAAUGGCAACAACGCUGAAAUCAGUAAGUCGCUGGACGCUGAUUUUCGAGAUGGCUCCUUGAGUGCACGACGGCAGCACGAAUAUCGAUCUCUUUCCGCUAGUAAUAUAACAAGAGCUUCCCUAGUUACAAUGCUAGGAAGGUCCUUUUCCACUAGGCAUGCAAGUGGUGAUCAUGAUGAUGAUGAAUCAUUUGUAGGAUCUAUACUUCGGGAGAAUAGCACACAAUCCUUCGCGGGUUCAUCUUUGUUAAGGGCAGACGACUUAUUGAGUUUUCAUGGUGACAUUUUGUUGGAUGGAAAACCAUUAUUGGUUAGCUUGAUGAUCAACAAUAUGGACGAAUUAAUAAUUUUUACCUCGGAUUUGAAAUCCAAAUUUUACGUUUACGAGACUUCUUAUCAAAGAUUUUUGCAAAGAUUCUACAGCAAUGACGACUCUGCAAUAUCAUUGUCGGCCCAAUCUAGACAUAGAAGAAUGCUAGACAUGUUAACUUCUGCUUUCAGCUCACAAAGUUAUUCUCUCGCUUCUGAUUUAGAGACCUCCUCUUCCUUAAGAAUGAGUCUAACACUAAGAUAUCCUCCUGAAGAUAUUGAUAAGACUGUCAUUUUUAGAUUAUUUGAACAUAUUCCUGAUUUGACCGAUUUAUCGAGCCAAAUGGUGAACAGCUCAUUUUGUAAAUUAGUGACUUCUUUUUAUGCCUAUUAUCAAGGUUUUUCAAAGCAUGUCAGAGCUACUUUUCAUCGAACAAAUAUUGUUCCAAGUUUUACGGUAAACACAGACUAUGGAACAGUAGGCCCUUUGGAAGAGAGCGAGCCUUCGGAAGAUGGUGUUGUUCGAAUAGAGAAGGAUGACGAAGACAAGCAAAAUCAGACAACAAAAACUCAAAAUACCUCAACUCCUCCAACAACUUCGAUUGAACCUCCUUCACCUACACAAAAUAUAUCAGACAGCGUCAACCUCAUGUCUAUGAUACAUCCUCAAGACACCUCAAUGUCGAUGUCAAUGUCGCUUCAACAGCCAGAAGAGCCUCCGACAAUGCAAGUUCAAGAAGUGAUAAAAUUCUUGCAACAGAUCCAUCAAAAUGAGUCCAUAACCUGUAUAGACAAACAAAAGCUCUCGCUAGUUAUACAGACUAUUGCAAAAACAUUGGAUGUUUCAGAGGAAGAACAAAAACCCACUCAAGUAAGCCAUGACAACGAGGUCAACGCUUUCAUUUCCACCUUUGUUAAACCAAGAACAAAAGAAAAAGCUGGAUGGAAGACGAUUGCAAAUUUAAUCAGAGUAGGAAACAUAUUUAAAAGACAGCCUUUGGAAGGUGCAUUAUCCUUGCUUGAAAGUAAUCCUGACGUUCAAGAAUGUAUGAAAAAUGUUGAACGAUAUGAUUUUGAUAUUUUUGUUUUGAAUGACGCUUCGAAAGGAAAUCCUCUUUAUGUUGUGGUUCACUACUUUUUAAGGAAGUACAACCUGAUUGAACAUUUUAAUAUUGACAAAGAAGUUUUACACACUUUUUUACGACAUGUUGAACUGAACUAUGGCACUAAUCCUUUCCACAACCACAUUCACGCUGCUGAUGUUUUGCAUACCUUUAUGUUUAUUUUGGAAGCUAUUGGAAUAAUACCGUUGUUGUCCUUAGAAGAAUUGUUGGCUGUAAUUUUGGCUGCAACAAUGCACGAUUUCCAACAUCCAGGAACGACGAAUCAAUAUCAAAUUCAGUCAUGUUCUGAUCUUGCCAUUACUUAUAACGACAAGUCGGUUCUCGAGAGUCACCAUGUUGCAUCUUUCUAUACCUUACUGAAGAAUGACAAGUAUAAUAUUUUGAGAGGUCUAACUGCAAAGCAAAGGAGAUACGUGAGAGAAAUUGUGAUAGGUCUUGUUGGCGCUACAGAUUUAUCUUUUCAACAAGGUUUCAUGAAUCAAAUGCAAGCAAUGAUGGACGUCGGAAAGCAGAACUCUGAGCUUUUGGCGCAAGAAAAAAUUUUCUUUUUAAAGAUGAGUCUCAAAGUUGCUGACACAUCAAAUACGUCCAAACCCCUGUUUUUGCAUCUGCCUUGGAUUAAUAGAUUACAACAAGAAUUUUUCUUACAAGGUGACAAAGAAAAAGAGCUUCACCUGGAUGGUAGCCCAUUCAUGGAUAGAGACAGAAGUAAUGUUGCGAAAUGUCAGCAUUCUUUCAUUGAAUAUGUUACCUUGCCGUUAGUAACCUUAUUUGUGCAAAAAUUUAAGGAGUGUCAUAUCAUACUUGAAUAUUCAAUUCUUGUGAAGGAAUUUUGGACUUGCCAUAUUGGAGUGACAACGCUAAGCGAGGUUGAACAAUUAAUACGGAAAGAAUUUGAAAAAACUGGGCGAGAGCUUUCAUAUAGUCAUAUCAAUAUCUAUCCGAUUAAUCCUAUUGCUCCACUUCAUAAUUAA